AUGGACGGAUCCAAUAUUGACAUGACGGCCCAAAACUUGGAAAUAUAUUUGCAGAAUAACUUGCAAGACAACAUAUUCUGCGCUAUCCCAAACUUCUGGGACUGUUUCUUUGAAAAAAAGGACUGGACCGACCAGGCUUCUUGUAUAUGGGAAAGCUAUAAAAAGUAUGAGGUUGCUGAGGAGAAUAAAAGAUCGAGAGACAAGGAAGAGAAAAUCCUAGAAGAAGGCAUGACUGAAGGUGAGACAUGGGACUGGCUCACCUUCUUUGAGGAGAAUUUCCUUAAUCAGCUCAAUGGCUGCACAACAAGGUCCACAAAAUAUCCCAUUGUCAUCGAAGAUAAGGGCUCCCUUCUGCAAGGGUGGUAUUGUCGUACGAAUAGGACGCAACGUGCUCAGGAGUCCAAGGGUACUACUCAGAUUGACUUACUGAUUAAAAGCAUUGACAUACGGGAUGAUGAUGUUGAUUGGGAAAACAUGAACGUUGGAGCUGAGUUCACAGUAUCACCAAGUAAGUCUAUAAGAAAGAAAAAGUUCCUUCAACUAUCAAGAUGUGCUCGUGAAGCAUACUGCGCUCAGCCCCUGCGGCAAUUUAUGCACGGAUUUCUGAUGUUAAAAGAAGAAUUCGAACUAUGGGUUUUCGAUCGCUCGGGCGCUUACAGCUCGGGCAGAAUGGGUAUUAUAGAAAGCAAAGAGAUUUUCGUGCGAGCAUUAUGCUCAUAUUUGUUGAUGAGCAAUGAGGAACUUGGGCGUGACAUGUUAGUCCUGCGAAAAAAUGGACAAUCCACAGCAAAUUUCACAGGAAGUGAUAGUAACUCAGACCAAAUAUUUGAGAUCAAACCUAAGCCUGUCAUACAGUCAACGACCCUAGUCACUCGAGGGACGAAUCAACCAUGA
Messenger RNA from Blumeria graminis f. sp. triticale, 894 nucleotides. NCBI's taxonomy places the organism in Eukaryota, Fungi, Ascomycota, Leotiomycetes, Helotiales, Erysiphaceae. The record is from the annotation of a GenBank genome assembly.